Molecule: messenger RNA, 1369 nt
Organism: Pelodiscus sinensis (Chinese soft-shelled turtle)
Lineage: Eukaryota; Metazoa; Chordata; Testudines; Trionychidae
Source: RefSeq, a predicted model, not a curated record
CCCUCACCCUGUACAGCAAGGAGGAGGCUCCCAGGGGACCAGCUUCAAGGCAAAAGGCAGGAGCAGCACGACUGGGUAUAGGGGCAACUAAAGUGCCAGCACUUGAUAAAUUCCUGGCCAAACCAGUCAGGAUCACCUGUCAGAGGCUCCAAGAUCUACCUGUAGAUCCCGAUCUACUGGAUGGUGACCACUGGCAUAGGGGAAACUGAGGCACCCACACAGUAUUCAGAGAAAACAUUAAGAACAUUCCCACUUCGUCACAACAGGUACAACAAGAUUUAAGUGGUUGGAGUACAAUAGCAAAUUAAACAGAGCUUUUUGCUCAGUCUGCAAAAACUGUUCUGAAAAGAAGAUUUUAAUAUUUUCUACGAAGGCUGAACCAACAUUUAUUUCGUCUGGAUUUCAAGAUUGGAGACACGCAUUGUGUGGUUUUACAUCACACGAAAAAUCCUCCGGUCACAAGGAAGCGGUAAUGAAGUAUGUUGCUCUGCAAUCACAGGUAAACGUUUCUGCACUAAUGUCGGCCAGUUACAGAAAAGAAUCACAAUCAGCUAGGACUGCACUGCACAACAUUUUUACCAGUGUUCAGUACCCAGCUCAACAAGGAAUAGAAUUACGUGGACAUAAUGAGAGUCAUUCAAAUUUGAUGCAGCUCUUGUUGCUACGCAGUACAGAUUCUAAGGAACUGAGACAGUGGCUUAAUGGCACAAAAUACAAUUGGCUGUCACAUGAGGUUAUUAACGAAAUAAUCGAAAUGAUGGCAAUGAUGGUGCUAAGAAAAAUUGUGCAAAAGAUAAAGACUUCUAAAUUUUAUGCCAUUGUAAUGGAUGAGACUACCGAUUUGUCAAGAAAAGAACAAGUACGUUUUUCUUUAAGGUUCUUUUCUACUGAAGACUGGGAGAUUUAUGAGGAGUUUAUUGGGUUUUGUUAUGACGGAGCCAGAAAUGUGUCCGGCAAAUUUACUGGGAUCCAAGCCAGAGUGAAGGAUCGAGAGCCGAGAGCGGAAUUUGUGCACUGUGCUGCACGUUCCCUUAACCUUGCCACGCAGGAUGCCAUGCAUAAUAUUCAAGAAUGUCGUCAUAUGUUUUUGAUGGUGAAAGAGCUCACCAAUGCCUUCAGGGAGUCACCAAAACAUGAUCCUACACUCCUGAGAAAACGCAAGUCACCAAGAUGGCUUGACCAUGGAAGCCUUUCUCACACCUUCAGUGACCCCAAAGAGUAUUUUCAUCAAAUAUAUGUUGGGAUCAUUGAUGCUUGCAAAGUUGCCAUUGAACAGAGGUUUCCAACAGAAAGCUUUACAUUCGCAGUAAAAUUGGAGAAGCUUAUAACUGAGGCAGCAAAUGGCUUGAAACAGGACAUGUCCCAAUAA